Molecule: messenger RNA, 3340 nt
Organism: Leucoraja erinaceus (little skate)
Lineage: Eukaryota; Metazoa; Chordata; Chondrichthyes; Rajiformes; Rajidae
Gene: sdc2
Product: syndecan 2
Exons: 5
Coding region: 467-1126 (219 amino acids)
Biological process (GO): cell migration
Cellular component (GO): membrane; cell surface
Source: RefSeq, a predicted model, not a curated record
ACUUGGGAUCAUCUGCAAAGGAAGGAAAGCAACCGUUUCAGUUUUUAGUAUUAUCUUUUGCAUUGCAAUUUGUUGCAUUUAAAAUAUAUAUAUAUAUUUCCCUGCACCGAAAUGCAAAGUUUUUUCACCUUUAAAAAAAAAUAAUGCAUCUGCAUUUGAACCCCAGGGAAGGAGGAAUUUAAAGAGGGCGAGGAUAAAAGUCCGCGGAAGAAUAUUCCUUGGAGAAGAAGAAACUGAAGCCAGAAUAAGAAGACAGGAUAGCGUUUGCCGUGCAGUGAGGGGUUUUUUUUGCAGCAAGAAGCAAAGGGGAGGAAUCUGCAGCCCCGGGAGCUCGUGAGUUUCUGCAGCCUCGCGCCCCCCCUCUCCUCCCUCUUUUUUAUGUUUUUUUAAUUUUGCAAACCCGGAGAAGAGCUGCAAGCAAAGAUUAUAGAGCAGAGCUCCUCUAGUAUCUUUGGCUACAAGCACCAUGAAGAACGCUUGGAUACUCCUGACUCUCAGUCUCUGCACGCUGGCUAACGGGGAGCUGCGGCAGUCUGUGUCGGCCACUAAGAUGCCUUGGCGUGAGGAGUUUUAUCUCGAGCAGUCGAUCGACAAUGGAGAGCCCGUGGAGUCCGGCAACUGGCCAGUCGACGAUGAUGACUACGACACCUCUGGAUCAGGCUCUGGGAAUUUUGAAACGGAGAUUGAAAUGGUGACCUUUAACCUGGCACAAGUCAACCCAGAGGCCAAGCCCACUGUAGACGCCUCGCGAGCAGCGACUGUGCGAGUGGAGACCACCACGCAGAAGAAAACGGGCAGGAAACCCGUCCGAACGGAGACAACUGUCGACACCCUGGUUAAAGAGGAGACAAAGAAAGGAGAUGAUUUUGUGAUUGAGAAACCAACUCAUAACACGGACGGAGAUGACGUCUCUGCAGAGAAACAUUCGGAAAGUCUUUUCCAGAGAACAGAAGUGCUGGCAGCUGUCAUUGCGGGAGGGGUCAUCGGUUUCCUGUUCGCCAUUUUCCUCAUCUUGCUUUUGAUCUACCGCAUGAGGAAGAAGGACGAAGGCAGCUACGAUCUUGGAGAGCGUAAACCUUCCACCACGGCUUAUCAGAAGGCACCCACCAAGGAGUUUUACGCGUAAACCUUCAAGAUAUCUCCAUUUGUGAGAUCACUGAACUAUAAUAAUUAAAGCUCUUUUGUUUUUGCAUAGAGAUAAAUGAAGAUCUUUUCUUAACGAACAGCCAUCUUAUCUGGCUUUCUUUGUAACAAAACCCUGUUGUAUUUAAAACAUUCUCCUGUAUUCUUUAAAAAAAAAUGCCAUCUGAUCUAUUCUUAACGCUUGAAAGAUGUUGACAGUAAAUAUUGGCUCACUGAAUUUUUGAAGAGACAAGUUUAAAAGCUGCAUCUGCAAACAGAAAGUACGAAAAAUAUUUCUGUUUUCUUAAAUUUUCUAUCAGAGUUCUAUAAUUCUAGUCACAAUAAUGCAUAUAAAAUUGAUCUUGCAAGUAAAAUGUUCAUUAAUUUAUCUUCUUUGUUUCAGAUAUGUUAAGAUGCCUUCCUAUAGUUUUCGUUGGUGCAAUUUGUCUUUUCCAAACAUAAUACGGAUAUGUGCAAAUGUAAUUUCUGCUCUGGGAUGCAAGUAAAUCUGGAUUCCAACUGUGCUUCAUGAUCAGUUCACACUGCACUGGAUAAUGCAUCUAGCAAAUGAAUACGUGGGCAGACGAGAGUUACAAAAUUUAUUUUUUGGCAAAACCUGUAAAAAUCGUGGCCCCGGACGCUGUAUUUGCGGAUCCACUGCGCGUGAGGUCUGAUAUAAAAAUAAUGCUUAAUCAUCGACACACCCAAAGACGAUUGACUUCAGCUGAGGCCUAACCUUGUACAAUGACAGACUUGUGUGUUAAUUUUAUCGAUUAUGUAUUAAUUUUGUUUUAAAAUUUGGUAGGAAAUGCCAACUUUGGACCAGAGGUUUUUUUCCUAAAUCAACAAGGUACAGGUUUUACACACACCUAUGAAGUACCUGCAAAUCUCUUUGCCUUGUAUCUUUAAUUUAUGGGCCUGUCCCACUUACGCCAUUUUUUUUCCCCGCGAUCUAUGACCACCGCAGGUCUCCGAGAGAUUUUCAAAUUUGAGAUUUGAAAAUCCAGAGGCGACCAGAACAAGGUAUGGCUCUUUGGGUGACUACACACAACCAUGUAGGCUUCACCCCGCAACAUGUCAAUAGACAAUAGGUGCAGGAGUAGGACAUUCGGCCCUUCGAGCCAGCACCACCAUUCAAUGUGAUCAUCGCUGAUCAUCCCCAAUCAGUACCCCGUUCCUGCCUUCUCCCCAUAUCCCCUGACUCCACUAUCUUUAAGAGCCCUGUAUAGCUCUCUCUUGAAAGCAUCCAGAGAACCCACCUCCACCGCAGAGAAUUCCACAGACUCACCACUCUCUGAGAAAAAGUGUUUCCUCGUCUCCGUUCUAAAUGGCUUACUCCUUAUUCUUAAACUGUGGCCCUGGUUCUGGACUCCCCCAACAUCGGGAACAUGUUUCCUGCCUCUAGCGUGUCCAAACCCUUAAAAAUCACCUCUCAUCCUUCUAAACUCCAGAGUGUACAAGCCCAGCUGCUCCAUUCUCUCAGCAUAUGACAGUCCCGCCAUCCUGGGAAUUAACCUGAUACACCUACGCUGCACUCCCUCAAUAGCAAGAAUGUCCUUCCUCAAAUUAUGGGACCAAAACUGCACACAAUGCUCCAGGUGUGGUCUCACUAGGGCUCUGUACAACUGCAGGACCUCUUUGCUCCUAUAUUCGAUUCCUCUUGUUAUGAAGGCCAACAGGCCAUUCGCUUUCUUCACUGUCUGCUGUACCUGCAUGCUUACUUUGAUAGACUGAUGUACAAGGACCCCCAAAUCACGUUGUACUUCCCCUUUUCCCAACUUGACUCCCAUACAGGCUUCACCCCUCGCCUGUGUGUGGUUGUGAGUAGUCGCCCAAAGAGUCGUAGCGUCUUUCUGGUCGCUGCUGAAUUUGUAGCACGUUGAAAAUCUUCGGCAACCUAUGACAGGUGCCAGCAAGUCGCCGAAAAAGUCGCAUAAGUGGGACAGGCCCUUAAGUAUAAGGGAAUGUAUGGUGAUAUGUACGACCAGGUAAUUUAAAAGUGCUACGGUUUUUACCAUUUUAACACGAGUUUUAAUCUGAUUGGGGAGGGGGGGGGGGACAUAAACUACUGAAUAAAUUGUGUAGCCCACCAAUAAUUAUCAUUUGCCUUUUUCACGUGUCUUUGACAAAACUCUGGUUACCGAAGGUUGUUACCGAUAUAUAACGUGAAUUUCGCCUUUGUAGUCAUGUCAGGGACCAAAUAAAAAUAUUAACGAGA